Molecule: messenger RNA, 3466 nt
Organism: Arvicola amphibius (Eurasian water vole)
Lineage: Eukaryota; Metazoa; Chordata; Mammalia; Rodentia; Cricetidae
Gene: Espn
Product: espin
Exons: 14
Coding region: 150-2678 (842 amino acids)
Biological process (GO): actin filament bundle assembly
Cellular component (GO): cytoplasm
Molecular function (GO): actin filament binding
Source: RefSeq, a predicted model, not a curated record
UUGAGUCCCAGGGAUCGCAGAGCCGGAGCCGACGGGCAGCCGCUCGGCCUCUGGGGUUCACACUUCUGCGCCACGGGGAGCCUAAGGCCACCCGCAUGACUCCCGGGGGAACCCACUGAGCGCCGGGUCACGGCGCCGAGGGCGACACCAUGGCCUUGGAGCAGGCGCUGCAGGCGGCACGCCGGGGCGACCUGGACGUGCUGAAGUCCUUGCACGCCGCCGGCCUGUUGGUUCCUACUCUGCGCGACCGGCUAGAUGCUCUGCCAGUGCACCAUGCGGCCCGAUCUGGCAAACUUCACUGUCUACGCUACCUGGUGGAGGAGGCUGCCCUCCCGGCCGUGGCCCGCGCGCGCAACGGCGCCACACCCGCCCACGACGCCGCCGCCACAGGCUACCUCUCCUGUCUGCAGUGGCUGCUCACACAGGGUGGCUGCAGAGUGCAGGAUAAAGAUAAUUCUGGUGCCACAGUCCUGCAUCUGGCUGCCCGCUUUGGCCACCCGGAUGUGGUGAACUGGCUUCUGCAUCACGGCGGUGCGAACUCAGCCAUCACCACAAACACAGGUGCCCUGCCUCUCCACUAUGCCGCCGCCAAAGGAGACCUUCCCUCCACGAAGCUUCUGGUCGAGCAUUACCCUGACGGAGUGAAUGCCCAAACCAGCAACGGUGCCACGCCCCUGUACCUGGCGUGCCAGGAGGGCCAUCUGGAGGUGACGAAGUACCUGGUACAGGAGUGCAGCGCAGACCCGCACGUGAGCGCCCAAGACGGCAUGACCCCUCUGCACGCCGCGGCGCAGAUGGGCCACAACCCCGUCCUGGUGUGGCUGGUGAGCUUCGCAGACGUGAGCUUGUCCGAGCAGGACCACGACGGCGCCACGGCCAUGCACUUUGCCGCUAGUCGCGGCCACACCAAAGUGCUUAGCUGGCUCCUGCUGCACGGGGCAGAGAUCUCGCAGGACCUGUGGGGCGGGACCCCACUGCACGACGCUGCUGAGAACGGGGAACUCGAGUGCUGCCAGAUCCUCGUGGUGAACGGCGCGGGACUGGAAGUCCGGGACCAUGAUGGGUACACAGCUGCCGACCUGUCUGAUUUCAAUGGCCACACUCACUGCUCCCGCUACCUACGUACCGUGCAAACCCUGAGCGUGGAACACCGAGUCCUGUCCCGGGAUCCGUCCACUGACCUGGAGGCGAAGCAGCCUGACUCCGGCAUGUCCUCGCCCAACACCACCAUGUCGGUGCAGCCGCUGAACCUGGACCUCGGCUCGCCCACCAGCACCCUCUCCAACUAUGACUCGGGCUCCUCCAGCCACUCCAGCAUCAAGGGUCAGUGCUCUACCCGAGGGCUUUCCAGUGCAAGAGCUGCAGAUUUACAGAGCUACAUGGAUAUGCUGAACCCAGAGCUGAGCAUGCCUCAGGGCAAAAUAGGGAAGCCUACACCACCACCACCACCGCCACCAAGCUUCCCUCCGCCGCCACCACCCCCAGGCACCCAGCUGCCCCCACCUCCACCAGGCUAUCCAGCUCCCAAUCCCCCUGUGGGGCUACCUGCAGAUAAUAUCUACAUGCAGACCAAGAACAAGCUUCGCCAUGUGGAAGUGGAAUCACGGAAGAAGGAGCUGAGCUCGAGCGACUCAGGAUUGCGAAGGCAGGACUCGGGGCUGCUCAGGCACAACAUCGGACUGCGCAGGCAGGACUCCGGCCGCAAGCAGCGCUCGUUCAGCAAACAGCCCAGCACGGGGGACUACUACCGCCAGCUGGGCCGCUGCCCGGGGGAUCCGCUGACCUCACGCCCGGGCAUGGCCCACAGUGAGGAGGCGGCGCUGCUCCCCGGGAACCACGUGCACAACGGCUGCUCAGCGGACCCCAAGACGUCUAAGGAGCUGCCGCCACCGCCGCCACCACCGCCGCCGCCACUGCCCGAGGCCCUGAGUUCGCCGCCACCUGCCCCACCUCUGCCCCUCGAGGGCGCGGUCGCAGGCUGCGGGCAGCGUCGUUCCUCGUCGUCUGCAGGCAGUACCAAAUCUUUCAACAUGAUGUCCCCAACGGGUGAUAACUCAGAGCUGCUGGCUGAGAUAAAAGCAGGCAAGAGCCUGAAGCCAACGCCACAGAGCAAGGGGCUGACCACUGUGUUCUCAGGCAGUGGGCAACCAGCCUCCCAGCCUGAGUCACCAUCACCUCAGCCAUCGCCACAGCCCUCGGUGUCACCUGCGCCAUCUCGAGCACGGAGCCCCACCCCACCGGCCUCUGGGCCUCAGCCGUUGCUCAAUGGCAGCAUAGUGCCGGCACCACCUGCCACCCCAGCACCAGGAGUACAGCUGGAUGUAGAGGCCCUCAUCCCUACGCUGGAUGAGCAGGGCCGGCCCAUCCCGGAGUGGAAGCGCCAGGUGAUGGUCCGGAAGCUGCAGCAGAAGAUGCAGGAGGAGGAGGAGCAGAGGAGGAAGGAGGAAGAGGAGGAGGCCCGGCUGGCUAGCCUGCCUGCCUGGAGGCGAGACAUCCUCCGGAAGAAGCUGGAGGAGGAGCGGGAGCAGAAGCGAAAAGAGGAGGAGCGGCAAAAGCAGGAGGAAAUGCAGCGGGCAAAAGAACAGUCUGAGAAGCUGCGAACACUGGGCUACGACGAGGCCAAGCUCGCACCCUGGCAGCGACAGGUCAUCUUGAAGAAGGGGGAGAUCCCUAAGUAAUAAGAGUCUCUUGUCCUCUUGCGUGUAGCCUCACCAGUUCUGAGAGAUGGGGAGCGGCCCCCCAGCCCCCGCCCCAUCCUGUCAGGUUGGUGCUGAAAGGGCUGGGAGCCUUGCCGCCCUUCCCUUCGGUGCCGGAACCCUCCCUGUUCCCCCUCCCUGGCCCCACAUCCCCAGCCCUGCUGCUGGAGUGCUUGCGCACUGCUGCUGUCGCCUGGAAAAAGUGCUCAAGCUGUUGACGCAAAAAGAAAAAAAGAAAGAAAAGAAAAAAGAUGCUGCUUAUUUGCAUGCUCACUUACAUAUAUUUGCAUGUUCGUCUACCUUGUGCUCAGCUCUCCCCAGUCCCGUGGGUGGUGACUUUUUCUGCAGGGCGCACACCCGGCUGCAGCCCCCUCCCCCACAUCCCGGAACCCACACUGCCAGCCCGUCCUGGGUGGAGGCAGACCCCGAGCUCGGGGAAGGGGUUUUCCUCCCUCCACAACCCAGAUCUGCGCUAGCCAAGGCCAGGCUGCAUUUCUCAUCCCCGGUGAGGGUUUCCUCUCAGUCAUUUGUUUACCAGAACCGAUGAAACUUGCCUGUCGGGGCGGAGCCACCGCUCCCAAGGGGCCCCAUCUUAACCCCCUACUCCAGUUAAGCCCUCCCAGUCCCCAGCCAGGACCUUCGCGCUCCCCUGACCUUUUCACUGCCCCAGUGGUGUAAGUGGAGGGUCAGGGACCCUGCACCUGGAGCCGCAACUAUUCCUGACCCCAUACCCCACCCCCUUCCUUCCCCAUUAAACCUCUAUCCGCCAA